AUGCAAAUGGCUACAGAAAAAACAUCUGAAGGUAUAAGGGGUGUGGGGUAAGACCUGAAGGGAGGGGGGGGGGCCUGAACCAUGGGGCCAUGGAGGGAAUUUCCCCCACUGCUGCACCCUUUGUUAAUAUAUGUGGGCCAGCUAAUGGCAAACUAGCUCCCUUUUUCUAAAGACGUAUUGUUUAAUCAAACCGACAUCUGCACAAAAAUCAUAUUAGAAAACAUAGAAAAUGCUAAAUAUGAUUUUGAAAGUACAAGAUUAGCUCUCGGCAUCUUUGAAUAUGUGCAGUCUUGUGAUAGUGUUUGUAUGUUAUUGUACAAGUAUGUAUUGUAUCCAAAUGUCGGAGUGAGUGCAUGCUACUAUUUUCACGCCAGUGUCCUGCCGUGCUGUCACACUGUGAUGGAUCACACUGCUGUUGAGCUCCCCGAUAUACAAGUGUAAUUUAUUCACAGUAUAUAUACCACACUAGGAGCUCAAGGAUCCAGCAAAGUAAAUAAGAAUGUGAUUAAAUCAAAGAGAAGAAGGCAAGAACAAAGCAUUUCAUUCUUGUUUUAUAUGUAAUCCUGGUGUGAAAUUAAUUUUCACUGGGGACAAAAUUCACAUUUUUGAAGGUUUCAAGAUGAUGAUGAUGGAGAAUCAUCUCAAGUUGACAAUACGUUGAAGAAGGAUCUUGCUAAGACGUUAUCUGACUACCUUGACAGGUUGUAAGAUUUGUGCAAAUAAUACUUCUUCUGUGCUACAGUGGAAAACUAACCAACUCUAGACUCUAGUUCUGUAGAAAACUCUGAUGGCAUUUAUCUUGAAUUUAGAACUAUUGAGGAUGUGGAUGUAUGUGAUAAAGGUGUGUAAAUUAAGCCACAGGAGCAACAAUUCCAGAAUUCUAACUAGAACUAAAUGCAAAAUACUCAGACAGAAUGAUUUGGUCGAUUUUUACAGAAGACAAGAAAAGUAACGUGAAGAAAAGAGAAGAACAAGUAGACGGUACUGUUUCCUUUGCUUACAACUACAACUGAUGUACUAUGGUAAAACAGUGUUAUGUUUGCCCUGAUUGUAGUUGUUUAAAUUAUUGUCACUUUAUUCAGGUUUUCAGUUGUUCUCAAGCAGCCAGCAAAUGGCUUUAGAAACUUUCCCUGAAGAAAAACAAAGAUGCGAUGAAGAAGAUGCAAAAGCUAGGUUAGUAGCGAGUGUCUACCUCGCAACAGAUGAUGAAGGACUUUGCACCAAAGUUGUUUUAAUCUGUUUAUUUUAUCCUUUUUACAUGUAAGUUUGAGCAGUGAUGAUGAUGAUGAGACUACAGCAAGAUUCAAAGAGGCGGCCAUCUCUGUACAAGAUCUUUUUGGACCUAAAUUUAACCAUGACACCAAAACUGUGUGA
Molecule: messenger RNA, 1374 nt
Organism: Paramuricea clavata
Lineage: Eukaryota; Metazoa; Cnidaria; Anthozoa; Malacalcyonacea; Plexauridae
Source: the annotation of a GenBank genome assembly